ACAGAUUAAAAAGCUACAGCUGGCCGCUGGUAACAUUGCAGUUAGCAGGACAAACGCACGCGUAAGCAGGGCUGACAUCAUUUUAUUUUUUUUGCUGAAAUGAUUAGUGGAUUUGAACCGUCGGUGCUUCUGUGGAUUAUCGUGGUGCUGUCGGGAUGGGCAUUAUUCAUAAUACAGAGGAAUCUUUUUGGUCAAAAAGGCAAAAGAAAUGCAGGAGAGACUGGAGCUGAGAGGCUUCCUGCAGAGGCUGAGGAAAUGACGGACGUGAAAAGCACAGGCAAUUUGGAAAGUCCCUGCAUCAAAGAAGCAACAGAUCAUCCGAUAAAUGGGGGAAACAUAGUGUCUAAACAGACAUCCUCUGUUCAGGAACCCAUGCAAGAGGAAGACAUUGCAGCAAGCACUGACCCUGGUUUUAAGUCCCCAAAUGAAAUGGACCUGCCUUCUGUUGAUGGACACCAUACUGACACUGUGCCUGGUAGUAAUGAGCAUUUGAGUGAGAGAAAUCAAACCCAUCUCCCAAAAAAAGAAGCGACUGUAGUGUGCAGGAAAACGACAGGCUUUAAAGCCAAUGUGAACAGUGCAUGGGAACCCAGUAUGGAAAAAACUGAAAUAAGCAUCAUGGAGGCAACAAUGAAUGACAAUGAGUGGCUGAAGGGGCUUGACGACAACUCUGGAGUUCUGAAUGGCAGAGAGAGUACAAAAAUGCAUGACGUGCAAUCGGGCACUCUAUCAGAUUCGGGAUCUAAAGAGGGCGUGCUGGGAGACCUGGACACCGCAGGUAUACAGGAGUCUGUGCAGACGAGCAAGAAGAUCUUGGCUGUGUCACCGAUGCCGCAGAAUGUCAGUGUAUCUUUCCGUGUGCACUAUAUUACCUGUUCACCGUUCCAGUUGAUCGCUGUUACUGGGAACCACAGGGAGCUUGGAAACUGGGAGAACUACGUGCCUCUAAGGCAGGAUAAAGAUGGAUUUUGGUGUAAUUCUAUUACCCUACCGGCUGAUGUAAAAAUGGAAUGGAAGUUUGUGAUGGUGGAGAAUGGCAAGAUCAAGCGCUGGGAAGAGUGUUUAAACAGAUGUUUGGAAACCACCCAUGAUAUUCAAGCGCACAAAUGGUGGGGAUGUCGCAUGUAAUCUGAUGCUGGAGUCUUCUGAAUUGAGGCUUUUACUGCAAAGGCAAGGCAUUCAAUUGUACUUCCAGUAGUUGCUGGUUGAUAGCUGUUAUGGGAAUGUUAAGGAGUAAAGCCCUUUGGUUUUUUGAGUUCAUUAUGGAACCUUUAGUGAUGUGCUCACUGUUAGAUCAAUGGAAUGUGCAAAAUGUAAACCUUGUAUGUUACCAAUUCAUGUUGAUUGUCUGAACAGUGUUUAAUAGAAUAAUGGCAGUAGUUUUGCUUUUUAUUUGUCUGAAAUACAGUAGUGUGAAUGUUGCUGUGCAAAAAUAAAUGGCUUCAAGAGA
Polyodon spathula (Mississippi paddlefish) is the source of this 1450-nucleotide messenger RNA. Its product is annotated as starch-binding domain-containing protein 1-like. Gene Ontology annotation, cellular component: membrane. Gene Ontology annotation, molecular function: starch binding. The record is from RefSeq and is a predicted model, not a curated record. Lineage: Eukaryota; Metazoa; Chordata; Actinopteri; Acipenseriformes; Polyodontidae. The transcript is spliced from 2 exons. Bases 100 to 1128 code for a protein of 342 amino acids.